Molecule: messenger RNA, 850 nt
Organism: Pongo pygmaeus (Bornean orangutan)
Lineage: Eukaryota; Metazoa; Chordata; Mammalia; Primates; Hominidae
Product: galectin-10
Exons: 7
Coding region: 41-850 (269 amino acids)
Molecular function (GO): carbohydrate binding
Source: RefSeq, a predicted model, not a curated record
UUGGACACAAUUCAGAAGAGCCACCCAGAAGGAGACAACAAUGUCACUGCUACCUGUGCCACACACACAGGCUGUGUCUUUGUCUACUGGUUCUACUGUGACAAUCAAAGGGAAACCGCUUGUCUGUUUCUUCAAUGAACCACAUCUGCAGGUGGAUUUCCACACUGAGAUGAAGGAGGAAUCAGACAUUGCCUUCCAUUUCCAAGUGCACUUUGGCUGUUAUGUGGUCAUGAACAGCCGUGAGUAUGGUGCCUGGAAGAAGCCGGUGGAAUCCAAGAACAUGCCCUUUCAGGAUGGCCAAGAAUUUGAACUGAGCAUCUCAGUGCUGUCAGAUAAGUACCAGGUAAUGGUCAAUGGCCAAGCUUAUUACACCUUUGACCAUAGAAUCCCGCCUGAGGCUGUGAAGAUGGUGCAAGUGUGGAGAGAUAUCUCCCUGACCAAAUUUGAGGAAAAAUGCCAAGAAGAAAAUCACCAGAGAAAGAAACUCAUAUGCUCGUCCCCUCAGUUCAGGAACAAGGGGUAUACAACACCAUUUCUCGAAAGGUCUUGUUUCAGAGAUGAAAAUGAAUGCAGGUUAGUGGUUAGUGUCCCACAAGGACGGUCCCCAUUUUGUGGUGUAACCCCUAACCGGCCCUGGUACAAGGAGCUGAAGCAGCCCCACAGGGACAAAGCCUGCAGUGUCAUCAAGAAGGCUCCUGUUUGGCCUGGGAAAAAGUGGAAAAGGGUUGGUGUGUGUGGAGUGUGUGCCCAACAUGCUGUGUGCUUUGAGCUCAGCAAGGACCCACAGUCACAGGUGGAUGAUUCCCAUACUGGAACCAAAGAGAAGUCAGACAUUGCCUUCCAUUUCUGA